Fonsecaea nubica is the source of this 888-nucleotide messenger RNA. RefSeq lists its product as hypothetical. Gene Ontology annotation, biological process: regulation of lipid metabolic process. NCBI's taxonomy places the organism in Eukaryota, Fungi, Ascomycota, Eurotiomycetes, Chaetothyriales, Herpotrichiellaceae. The record is from RefSeq and is a predicted model, not a curated record. The transcript has 2 exons. Gene Ontology annotation, cellular component: mitochondrion. Bases 1 to 888 code for a protein of 295 amino acids.
AUGUCGCUGACUCUCAAGUUCACGUCACUGGCAGUUCGCACCCUUUCCAAACCAAUAGCUAAUUUUAUCAAGAGACAAGCCCGGGAGCAUGAUGGCUUCCGCCGAACGUGCAUCUCCUUUGCCCAGACUCUCCACCGAAUUGAUAUGCGAUGGCGCAUCGGUCUGCUACAAGAUGCUGCAGCUCUGGAGAAACAGGUCGCGAAGGAGCAGGCUGCAGAAGCUGCAAAAAGGCAUAAACAUGCCAACAUCCCUACCGUCAAGACAGAAGCACAGAUGAAGGCUGAAGAGGAAGCUGCUGAAAAGGCCGCCAAAGAAGCACAAGAGCCCCCAAAGCCGCGGCCGAAACCCAAGAUUAGACCCCUAUCCGAAGCCAAAGCCAUCGAGUCGGGCGCCAACUUCAUAAGCGAGGCAUUUCUUUUUGGUGUUGCGGCUGGUCUGAUCCUAUUUGAGUCGUGGCGGUCGGGCAGGAAAGCGACCCAGCGGAGGGAUGAUAUCGCCGAGCGACUGAACGAGCUGGAGGAGUCUGAAAAGGCGGCCCGAAAAGCAUUGGUCGAGCUGGAGAGGGAAGUCCUCCGCCUGCGAGCACAAGAGAAGAAUGGAAAGCCAACUACCGCAAUAAGAUUAUUGCCCAAGGAAAUAUACGAAGAAGACAAAGACAAAGAGGACGAGAAGGCGGCACAACCGCUUGGCUACUGGUCACGCCUGACAUCUCUGAUAUCUUUCUCCAAGGGUGACAACGAGGCACAGGAGACCCUAUCAAAGAACGAGCCAGGACCGGCAGAGAAGAUCCUUGUACAGUCCGAUAAGGCUUUGGAGGAGAAGCAUAGGCAACAAAAGGCCUUGGAAGAGGCAGAGAAGACGGCUGCUGAACAGAAACCGAAAAAGUGA